Poecilia reticulata (guppy) is the source of this 2307-nucleotide messenger RNA. It is a transcript of the gene sox7, whose product is annotated as SRY-box transcription factor 7. Gene Ontology annotation, biological process: positive regulation of transcription by RNA polymerase II; cell differentiation. Gene Ontology annotation, molecular function: RNA polymerase II cis-regulatory region sequence-specific DNA binding; DNA-binding transcription activator activity, RNA polymerase II-specific. Lineage: Eukaryota; Metazoa; Chordata; Actinopteri; Cyprinodontiformes; Poeciliidae. The record is from RefSeq and is a predicted model, not a curated record. Gene Ontology annotation, cellular component: nucleus.
CAUAACCCACAUGGAGGAGCAGCUGUAUGCGCGCAUCUGUGCGUUCUCCUGAAAUCUGUUCAGGCGUUCAGGUUGAGCUAGAGCUUGAAGCAACACGGGAAUUUAAUGUGAAAAGUCUGUUUUGUUUUUACUGUAGUUUUUCACAGCUUUAAGUCAGGCGGCGGGCAGGCAGACAGAAAGCGCACAACUUCGUUAAGAGUCUCAGACGCGCUUCUUAAGUUUGGAGAGGAGGGAGCGCGCUUCAGAUGGCUGCUCUCAUCAGCGCGUACUCGUCGUGGCCGGAGUCCUUCGACUGUCCUCCGGGAGACGGGGAUGUCCCUGACGCGCAUGUCUCGCACAGGACCCCCGUGGACAAGACGCCGGAGCCGCGGAUCAGGCGGCCCAUGAACGCGUUCAUGGUCUGGGCCAAAGACGAGCGCAAACGGCUGGCGGUUCAAAACCCAGACCUGCACAAUGCAGAGCUCAGCAAAAUGUUGGGAAAGUCGUGGAAAGCUCUGACUCCCCCACAGAAAAGGCCGUACGUGGAGGAAGCAGAGAGGCUCCGAGUGCAGCACAUGCAGGACUAUCCCAACUACAAGUAUCGUCCCCGCAGGAAGAAACAGCUAAAACGCAUCUGCAAGAGAGUGGACCCCGGUUUUCUCCUGAGUGGGCUGGCUCCCGACCACGUCUCCCUGCCUGAGCAGCGGGCCCUCAGUCACCCGCUGGACAAAGACGAGGGCAGCUCUAAUGGAGUCGGCGGCGCCUUCUCGGGCUCCAGCCCCGCUCUGCCCAGCGUGAGAACCUUCAGAGAGCCUGCUGGCUCCAGCAGCAGCUUUGACACCUACCCCUACGGCCUGCCCACACCUCCUGAGAUGUCCCCCUUAGAUGCCAUGGACCACGAGCAUAUGCCCCCGACCUAUUACUCAACGUCCGGUAGCUCUUCAGUCUCCUGCUCGUCCACGGUGUCCUGUCCAGAUGAACACCACCAGAGCCAGACGCACAUGGGCAGCCCACCUCCUUACCACACCGACUACACACAGAACCAUAUCCACUGUGGGAGCGCACACUUAGGUCAUAUUCCUCACAUACCCCAAACCGGAGGCAGCGGUGGACUGAUCCCUGGCCCGCCCCUGUCCUACUACAGCUCCUCGUCUUUCCCGCCAAUUCACCAUGGGCACCACCAGGGUCACCUGGGUCAACUUUCCCCCCCACCAGAGACUCAGGGUCACCUGGAGACUUUGGACCAGCUUAGUCAAGCCGAGCUUCUGGGCGAGGUGGAUCGUAACGAGUUCGACCAGUACCUGAACUCCACUGGAGGUGGUUUCCACCCUGAACAAGCCAGUGGCAUGACUGUGACUGGACACAUCCAGGUGGCAUCGACUACCGCCACCUCCGCCUCGGCGUGUCCCAGCAGCACCACAGAAACUAGCCUAAUUUCCGUGCUCGCAGAUGCAACGGCGGCCUACUACAACAACUAUGGCAUCUCAUAAGCCCGCUGGUUCACUUACAGACAUAAGACUGAUAAAAAAUACAGAUUGUAGAGACAGUUUCAAAGAUGAAGGACAAUGUUGCAGUUUUUAGCAUCUACGAGCAACUUCCUCCUUUCCUAAAAAAAAAAAAAAAAACUGAACUGAUUACUGAGCAAUAUGUUUGUCUGGAGCCGGGUGUGAACAACAAGCAGUCUGAGACACGUGAAGAUACGGAGAUGGACACCUCAGGGACACAGACACAGACUACUAUAGAACGCCACCUCCAGUUGCUAGGAAAUUUCAAACUUUUAGUGCAACAAUCGUAAAAAAAAAAAAAGCUUGUUUAUUCACCAGUUAAUGUAGCUGCGGAGGCAUGUACAGAUGCUCUUUAGAAGCUAAUUUAAGUCUGUUGAUGUUUUUUGUUGCAUAAUUGUAACGCUGUUAUCUAUACUUUUUCCAUUUUGAAUGUUGCCUUUUGUUUUGUCACUCUCAUCAGUUUGGGAGUUUUACCUCAAUAGUUGUAAUUGAAAAAAAUGGUUUUAGCGGAACAUUUCUUAUGCAAUUCAAUUAAGUGGUGUAUAAUGAAGAACGGAAGGCAUAUUUUAACAACUUCUCUAGUACUAUAGUCAUAUAGUCAACGUCUUCAUUGAAAGAUGAUGGUAAAUUUAAGUGUAUGCUAAUUUAGAUUAAUGGAAGACUAUGAAAAUUUGAUUUUUAUAUCAUGACAAUACCACUAGAGAACAAACCUUGUUCAUUGUUAUUUAAAGAAAAUACUGGAAAUAACUGAUAUAUACUGAAAUGCUGCCACAUAGAUUGACUAGAUGCCUAGAAUAAAAAAAAAUAAAACAAUAAAACAUUA